This is a messenger RNA of Aspergillus nidulans FGSC A4, 621 nucleotides long. Its product is annotated as adenylyl-sulfate kinase sD. The coding region runs from base 1 to 621 and encodes 206 amino acids. Gene Ontology annotation, biological process: hydrogen sulfide biosynthetic process; sulfur amino acid metabolic process; sulfate assimilation. Gene Ontology annotation, molecular function: ATP binding; adenylylsulfate kinase activity. NCBI's taxonomy places the organism in Eukaryota, Fungi, Ascomycota, Eurotiomycetes, Eurotiales, Aspergillaceae. The record is from RefSeq and is a predicted model, not a curated record. The transcript is spliced from 2 exons.
AUGGCCACAAACAUCACCCACCACGCCGGCAUCACGCGCAAUGAGCGCAACCAGCUCCGCAAGCAGAAAGGCCUCACAAUAUGGCUGACCGGCCUCUCCGCCUCCGGCAAGUCUACCAUUGCCGUUGAGCUGGAGCACCAGCUUCUCCAGCGCGGUCUGCACGCCUACCGCCUCGACGGCGACAACGUGCGCUUCGGCCUGAACAAAGAUCUCGGUUUCUCCGACGCUGAUCGCAAUGAGAACAUCCGGCGCAUUGCAGAAGUCGCGAAGCUCUUCGCUGACAGUUCCUCAAUCGCCAUCACGAGUUUCAUCUCUCCUUUCCGGGCUGACCGUGAUACCGCGCGGAAACUGCACGAGGUCCCUACGCCGAAUGAUAGCACUGGUUUGCCAUUUGUCGAGGUAUUCGUUGAUGUGCCGAUUGAGGUUGCUGAGAAGAGAGAUCCCAAGGGGUUGUACAAGAAGGCCCGUGAGGGAAUCAUCAAGGAGUUCACGGGUAUUAGCAGUCCGUAUGAGGCGCCUGAAAACCCGGAGGUUCAUGUGAAGAAUGUGGAUCUACCGAUUCAGGAGGCUGUCAAGCAGAUUAUUGACUACUUGGAUAGCAAGAAGUUGCUUGAUGCUUAG